Messenger RNA from Drosophila rhopaloa, 1834 nucleotides. RefSeq names its product coiled-coil domain-containing protein 149. The record is from RefSeq and is a predicted model, not a curated record. The transcript has 6 exons. Lineage: Eukaryota; Metazoa; Arthropoda; Insecta; Diptera; Drosophilidae. Bases 149 to 1705 code for a protein of 518 amino acids.
UUGACUCGAGCUGUGUGUUUGGCCAAAUGAAGUCCUUGGAGUCCGAGAAAUUGUGAUACAGCUGGUUCCGGACAGCCCCCAAUUUCCAUUCACUGUCAAUGUCAACAACGAAAGCUCGACGUACGGAAAACCAACUGAACCAUUUGUCAUGGACUUUGACGAGGAGUCAAUUCAUCAUGGAUUCGGUCAGCAUAUGGCCGCGUACAAUAUGGAGACCUCGGCGGUGCACAGGAAGCUGCAGAGCAAGGUGGAGGCUCUGAGGAUUCUGCGCCAGGAGCUGGAGCAGUUCCGCGUGGAACGGGACCAGUACAAGCUGGUGGCGGAGACCCUGCAGCUGCGUUACUCGGCGCUCAAGAGUAAUAGUGAACUUCUGGCCGUCGGUGGAUGUGGAGCACUCAGUGAGAACUCCAGCCUGGCUGCCCUGCUCCACGAGACGCGGGAGCAGAACCUCAAGCUCAGUACCGAGGUGGAGGCAUUGAGGCAGAGGCUCAACGAACUCCAGGGCGACAUGGAACUUAUCCGUGAGACGGAGGCCAGCAACAAAUCUCGCGUACAGGCGAUGACCAGCGAGAAUGCCGCCUGCAACAAGGAUGAGCUGCAGUGGCGACGGGAGCGGGCCAAUUUCAUUUGCCAUUUGGAGGGACUUAAGAAGCGGAAUGCCCAGCUCGCCUUCGAUCUAAAGGCGGUCAUCGAUGAGAAGGAGGAGCUGAUCACCGAGAGGGAUGCCUACAAGUGCAAGGCACAUCGCCUCAAUCACGAGCUAUUUGUGGCCCUCAGGGCCAAGAAAACGCACCCGAGACUUUUGGACAUCGAUGGUGUGUUGCUAGAGAACAAGUACCUGCAUGAACGUGUUAAGAUCCAAGAUAGCGAACUGGAACUGACCAAACAGAGCAUUACGAAGUACAAGGCCAUGUUAGAUCCGAAACGAAAAAAGGGGAUUGUUAAACUUGGAGGUGGCGGCACAAAUGAAGACACCAUACUUAGCCCCCGACAAGUUAAAUCAAUCCUGGAAAGUGGUAUCGAUCUGCCCCAAAAAACAGAGAGCUUAAGCGACCUAAAAUCUUUAUGUCUGGCUUUGCUGGACAACCUGAACGACAAGAACUUGGCACUCUCACAUCAGAAGAAGACUAACAAAAUACUGGCUGGCAAGAUGACCGAGCUAGAGCAGAGAUGGCAGCAGCUCCUUUCGGAAAACGAGGAGAACACAGGGGGUCAGGAGGAGGACGAGGACUACGGCUAUGCACCCUCCCAGCUGCUUCUCAAUGGCUAUUGCGCCGCCAUGGUAGAUGAUGCCGACAUCAGCAGCACUCCGUCCAUUGCUCCAGAUAACGAAGGUGUCGUCAUUACACCGGAUCCUGGAGAUUCUGAGAAGCACAAGUCAGCCGAAGUCCUGCACUCGGACGAUGGAAUGUCGUCGCUUUCGACCGAGUCUGUGGAUUCGUCUGUGUAUGGGGUGGAUGUCCAGCCAGAUGACUUCCAGAAGUCUUCGUCCGCCACAACAGAUUCGGGAAACUGCGGUCUCAGCAGUCGCUGCACCGGCACACCGCGCAUUUCCAGCGCCGUGGCCCGAGAACGGAUGGAGGAUCUGAAGGAUUUGCCCCCUCACCUGGCAACUCUGGUCCAUAAGGCACUCCACGAACUGGACAUGCGGGACUACGAGGCUAUGGUGACGAUACGGGCCGAGAAUCUGGCUGCUAUUCCUUAGAAAAAUACUAGUUCAAUUGAGGACUCCCAAAGAAAUAGAUGGAAUCAUAUCGCAGUGUUGACAAAAGAUAUAAAAUAUGUAUAUUAUCGCAACAGCGUACAAUAAAAACAGGUUAUAUGACAGGAUAAA